CAGCGGCCUCCUGGAUGGCGAGGGCACUCCCCGCCGAGUCCCGAGGGACACGGGUCCCCAAGAAGUUCUCAAGCCCACACUCGCCCACCGCCCCGGGUUCCCGCUUAUUUGCCGCGAUGGCUGGCGGUCUCAGGGAUGGCGCCGAGCUGUCCAGGGCCGGAGGGGCACGCGGAGGGGCACGCGCCAGGUGUCGCUCCGGCAGGCCGGGGUUCUCGCGCCUCACUUGGCACUCCAGCUCUUGCUGCACAGACGACCCGGGUAGCUCCUGCAGGUACCGGCCGCCUUGCUGGGGGCCCGGCUGCGCUGUCCACGGCCCCUGCCAAACGCAGGCCACACCUCAGAGGGGCGGGUGCCGGGGCGCUGGCCGGCGGCGCGGGGUUCAGCUUGGGGGCGCAGCGGUGCGUGGCCAGCGCUGCCCAUCCUCAACUCGCUCCCGCCUCUGCUGGGGCCCGCCUCGGGUGCUGCCGGGCCUCCCGCUCCCCGCGCUCCCCCGCCCAGUGCUCCACGGACCCGCAGGGGCGACGGAGCGCGGAGCUGCAGCCGCCACGGACAGGCGAGGGGUCUGCACAGUGCCGCCGCGACGCGAGGGGGAGCCGGAGCUGGAGCGGCCCGCGCGGGAGGAGGCCGGAGAAAGAGCUUCUGUCCCUAGGACACUAGCCCCUUCAGCGCCCCGGUCCCCGGCACCUCCCUCUCCCUGGGCAAUUGCAACAGCGGCUAGCAAAGCACAGGCGAGCGCUGGUUUGUCGGACCCCAGUCUCUUCCAGUCACCAGGCCACACCGCGCCACUCAGGGCCGCACACAAUAGCGAAAAGUCCAAGGAAGCGCUUCGCCCGACCCCACCUUCUGCCUUCCCGAGGCCACUCGCCGUGGCUCCCCCCCUCCAUCCCCUCCCCGCCGCCGGCGGGCAGCCUGCAGCGGCCGCAGGGCCUAGGCUCCUGCGCUCCGUAUGCACGGCGCAUCGCCGCGCCCUGGCGGGGAAACCUGGCUGUGCUUCCCGCGUCGGCUGCGUCCUCUCUUCUGAGGCGCGGGGAAGAAAUAUUGGCAGUCAUGGGUGCCUCAUUCUCCUGAGAGGACUCGAGUCCUCUGAGAGGGACUUGGAAUUUGACGCCUCAGAUGUGCCCAAGCACAGCUUUGUGGGAUUACUCCAAGCAGCUGGUGAGGAGCCUCAGGGAGGACUGGCGGACGCGUGUACCUCGGUCCUAGCGGCUCUGGGGUCCCGCAACCCAGGAAUGAUAAUCGAUAUGCUGUUGUAUGAAUCAGAGGACAACACACUGCCCCUAAGGAGCCUCCUGGUGGCAGUGGGGGACCUCAGCCUCCGCUCAGUGCUCAGUGGACUGGCCACCAGUGCUCAGGAUCUCCUGGAUAUGGCCUCUCCGGAAGACCCAGUGAUGGACAAAACCUCCGACCAAGUAGCCAUCAGGGCCCAUUUCACUCUCCUGCUUUUUUCCAACCAUAAGCCCCUGGUGGCAGAGAAAGCUCUGGAGACCACCGCCCAUCUCUUCCUCCUCCUACGUCCUCCAUACUCGAGAGGAAUUUAGGGAAGUUUCUCCGAAGGGAUGACAUUUGAAUCGUACUUUGAAGAAUGAGGCAGACGGCAUAGACCAGUAACAAGUAAGGAGGGUGCAUCAGUAGUAAAAAGUCCCCCAUGAAAGAGAAACUCCAGGACCUGAUGGCUUUGCUGCUGAAUUCUACCAAACAUUUAAAGAACUCGUAACAACACUUCUUAAACUCCUUCCCCAAAUCGAAUAAAAGUGAAGAAACUCAUUUUAUGAGGCCAGCAUUACUUUUAUGCCAAAACCAGACAAGGACACUACAAGAAAAGCAAGUUAUAGGCUAAUAUCCCUGAUGAAUAUACAUGCAAAAAUCCUCAACAAAAUGCAGCCAACCAAAUUCAACCGCACAUUAAAAGCAUCAUUGACUAUGAUCACGGGGGGAUGCAUGAUCUUUUGGAUGCAGGGAUGGUUCAACACACACAAAUCCAUAAAUAUGAUACAGCACAUUAAGAGAUUGAAGGAAAAGAACCAUGUGAUUAUCUCGAGAGAUGCAGAAAAAAUAAUUUGACAAAAUUCAACACCCUGUCAUGAUAAAAACUCUCAACAAUUAGGCAUAGACAGAAUGUGCCACGGCAAAAUAAAACCACAUGCGACAAGCCCAAAGCUAACAUCACACUCAGUGGACAGACGUUGGGAGCUUUUUCUCGUUUUGCAUCACAGCCUUAUUCACAGUAGCCAAGGCACGGAAUCCAUCUAAGUGUCCAUCCAGAAUGAAUGGGUACAGAAAACAGGGCACACGCACAGUGGGACACUAUUCAGCCUUUCGACAGAAUAAAAUCCUGUCAUUUGUGACAACAUGGAUGAAACCGGUGGGCAUUAUGUUCAGUGAAAGAAACCAGGCAGAGAGACAAAUACCACAUGAUGUCACUUCUGUGUAGAAACUAAAAAAGUUGAACUAAUGACAUUGUAUUGUAUACACGAAAAUUACUGUGUAGGUUUUAAGCGUUCUUGCCACAUAAAAUACUGAGUAUAUGA
Molecule: messenger RNA, 2528 nt
Organism: Microcebus murinus (gray mouse lemur)
Lineage: Eukaryota; Metazoa; Chordata; Mammalia; Primates; Cheirogaleidae
Source: RefSeq, a predicted model, not a curated record